Messenger RNA from Onthophagus taurus, 3062 nucleotides. RefSeq names its product run domain Beclin-1-interacting and cysteine-rich domain-containing protein rubicon (gene Rubicon). Gene Ontology annotation, cellular component: intracellular membrane-bounded organelle. Gene Ontology annotation, molecular function: phosphatidylinositol phosphate binding. The record is from RefSeq and is a predicted model, not a curated record. NCBI's taxonomy places the organism in Eukaryota, Metazoa, Arthropoda, Insecta, Coleoptera, Scarabaeidae.
AGUUGACGUUUCAUUGACGUUUAAUAUAACCUAACUUUUUCAAUUCAACAAUAAUCCAACAAUAACACCAGUUUUAUUGUUACUAAUUUCGAAAUUAUCGUACAGUAAGUGCUAUAAAGAUAUAUUAGCUCAACUUAUCAAUAUUUCCGGAAAACCCAAUCACACCAUUGUACUCGUAUCAUUAAAUUUAUGUAUGUUAUGACACAUCAGCUGUUCUUGUAGGCGUGUAUUGAAAGUGGGAAGUAAAAAUUGAGUCGAAAUAUAAAUAAUGAUUGGGAAGGAAUCGCGUGUGAGUGACGAAGAUGAUGUAACUGUUAAACUUUCCAGUCGAAAUCGAAUUAUUUGUUUGUUGUACUACUUUCAAAACGUUUUGACAAUGUGAAACAGUUUUAUUAUAAAAGAAAAGCUUCAAGAAUGAGUAAUGAUAACGGCAGGUUUGUCAUCAAAUACCAACAGCUCCUUCGCGAUUUGAAGACUACCAUCGAGGGACUUCUUGUUAGUCAAGUGCCAAACUUAUGGUCUAUUUAUGGUGGUUUAAACAGGUUACACGUUGAUGUAGAAAAAAUAUUUAAACAUGGAUGUAAAACGAGUACAGAAAAUCAAAUUUCUGGAUAUUAUCAUUUUGUACAAGGAUUAGAAUGGCUGUAUCCUGAUAGUUCAAAAUCAACUUUAGUUGUAGAUUGUGAAUAUAAAUCUCAUUUCCCCCAACAUAUAAAAAACGACAAAGCUUCAAUCUGGUUGUAUCGUUCAUUAGAAAAUCAUUCACUUUCCCAAAAAUUAUCAUGGUUAUUAUCAGAUAAAACUCACUUAUUAGCUUGUUAUCAAUCUUCAGCAUUCCUUUGUCAACCAAAGUAUUCUGAGGCAAUAUUAAUUUGUUUAAGAGCUGUUGAAAGAAAUGAACUUACUUUAUUAUCAGAAAUAGAUCCAUGUUUAUUCCUUCAUAAAGAAACUGUACAGGUUUAUGAGAGGCGGCAUCGAAGAUGUUCUUCUUUACCUGAUACGCGUUUUAAAAAUAUUUUAAUAAAACCGUCCAAAACAUUGAAAGAAGAAAAUCCAGUUCAUAAAAAAUUUCAAAUUAGUAUUUUUAAAGCUUGGAGUAGCACUCCGAAUUUAGGCCCAACGAAAACGAAUGUUAUUGAAGCAAAAAGUCACACUAAUCCAUCUACUCCUGUUAAUCACAGCAGAAAAAUAUCGAUAAGUUCAUUAAAAUCCCCAGUUUUAUUAGAAAACGAUCGAUUAAGUAUUCGAAGUGUUGAAAUUGAUCAAUUAACACCAAUAAAAAAGGAAAGUAAUGUUAAAUUACGACCCGUUAUUAUAAAUAACGAAGAUAUAAUCGAACAUACCCCCCCUUCAACAAGUCAGCAACAAAACAUAAAUGGUGUACACGAUUUAAAAUCCCCUUUAAAAGGUCGAUUUGCGAAAUCGCCAGAUUUAGGGUUCUUAAAUGCUUUAGCUGGCGAAAAAGAUUUUAAACAUAAACCCAAAAAAACUUUUAUUGAAGAUGGGGGAAUGAGUAUCUUACCAACAGCGACGGGAUAUUUUCCACGUCCUAAAAAAGGUCAAACUUUAACUUCAUUCUUAACGUCUAGUCAAUUUAGUCGCGCAAAUGCUGAAUUAGAUCGCGAAAACGCCCACUUUAGUAUUUCCGAAGCGAUGAUAGCGGUGAUCGAGCAAAUUCGAUGCGGAAGAAGUCUUAAAUUAAUCGACGAAGCAGACGAAAGCGACGAAGAAAUCAACAAUCUCAAACAACGAAUUCGGUUACGAAGGAAAGAAAAACAAGAAGAAAAGCAAAAACGGCUUCUUUUGAAUAGCUUAGUUAGCGAAAAAUCAGAUUUAAAUCCGACGGAAACGAGUCCAUAUUCUUCUUCGCCUGCAACGAAUUCUUUGAGUUCUGGUGGGGGAGUUGAGGAUAUGGAUAUUGAUGAAGUUAAUGAUUGGUUAUUGGAAAAGGAAGGGUUAUCUAUGUCAAUGGCUUCUUUAUAUUCUGAAGCAGAUGUUUUAAAGAAACCUAGAGGUGCACCAGAUGGAGCUUCUGAUAUUAUGUCCGCGGAAGGGGUCGCUUUGUCGCUUAUCAGCCGAUUUAAUGAGAAACAAUUACCAAGGGCUUCGGAAUUGGAGUGGAUAGUUUCCGAAGAAGAUGCACCCCAAGCACUUUUACCUCUACCAAAAACAUGGCUCGAUGAUUCACAAGAUGUUAGUACAAUUUCGUUACGGGGUACUCAAGACUGGGCGCCCCCCAGACCACAAAUUAUUUUUACUUUACAUCCAGCACCAAUUCGAAAACAAUUAAUGGCGAAACAAGAUUAUAGAUGUGCUGGAUGUGGAAUGCGAGUGGCCCCACAAUACGCAUCAAAAUUCCGUUAUUGCCACUAUCUAGGUAGAUAUUUCUGUACUGGAUGUCACACAAAUCAAGUAUCUAUCAUACCAGCAAGAAUAAUACAAAAAUGGGAUUUUGCACGAUACCCAGUUUCGAACUUUUCUUAUAGAUUAAUCGAACAAAUGUACGUCGAUCCUUUAUUUAGAGUGUUUGAAUACAACAAAAACAUCGCAAAAAGGAGCGCGAAUCUCGCUACGUGUAGAACUUACAGGAUAGGAUUGCAUUAUAUGAGAGAUUUCAUUCUUAAUUGUCGUUUCGCGGAGACAAUUCAAGAUUAUUUAAAUUGUGAACGAACGUUUUUAUUUAACGACCCCGAAUUAUUUUCGUUGGAAGAUUUAUUAAGUGUUAGAAGUGGUGAAAUGAAGAGUCAUUUGAGGUGUGUUAUUGAGAUGUGUUGGAGGCAUAUUUUAGAAUGUCAGUUGUGUUCAGCACGUGGAUUUAUAUGUGAAAUCUGUAAAGAUCCUAAAGUAAUUUUUCCAUGGCAACAACGCACAGUUUCUAGGUGUGGAAAAUGCGGGACAUGUUUUCACUCAAUUUGUUGGACGAUAGAUACGCCUUGUGUGAGGUGUGCCCGAAUAAAUAAACGCAAAACUAGCUUGCAAGAUAACAAAUUUGAGAAUUGAUGAGUUUUUAGAAAUAAUAUAAAUCAAUGUAUUUUAUGUAAUAUAGAAAAAAAUACUCAAUU